Messenger RNA from Eucalyptus grandis, 787 nucleotides. RefSeq lists its product as uncharacterized. NCBI's taxonomy places the organism in Eukaryota, Viridiplantae, Streptophyta, Magnoliopsida, Myrtales, Myrtaceae. The record is from RefSeq and is a predicted model, not a curated record. The transcript is spliced from 2 exons. The coding region runs from base 235 to 441 and encodes 68 amino acids.
UUAAAACUAAAAAGCUCUCUAAUGUGUCGAACCCAAACCCUCAGCCCGGCCAAUCGUCACAUUUCUACUCUCUCCCUCGACUCACGCUCCGUCGCUCUUCUCCCUCUCCGGCCGAAGCCUCUCCGCCGGCCACCGGCCGCCGCAGUUAAAAGCUUCUGAGGUCAUUUAUCUCCUGCCCGAUCCGGUCCUCUCCUCGCUCGUGGCCAGAGACUGCGCGUCGAAGAUAAGUGAGAAAUGAAGAAAGGAAUACACCCUCAGAUGCAAUGGAUAUCAUAUGUGACCCAGAGUGGGAGAUUGAUGAAUGUUAUGAUGACAAAGAUACACAAUACCGGCAAAGUUUACCAUUUCCGAGCAAAACGUCAGAUGGCUCAGAGCUUGGGGCAGAUUGCAAAAUUCAGGCGCCGUUAUGAGCAGCAGAAUGUUGAGGACAAUGAAAAGUAGUACCUUUGAAGGUCCAAAUAGGAAGUCAAAAUUGACCAUUUGUUUUCUGGGUUUGACCUUUUCAGCACGAGCACUUUUGAGUCUUAUGGGCAUUGCAUGUUUCCGGCCUUGCUUUUUAAUAAAUCCAGGGAGGAACCCUUUUCAUCAUUUUACAGAAAAUCAGAUAGAAAAUGAGAAGUGUAUCUGUCAAUAGAUUGUUCGGUUUGUCCUUAGUUUAAUAGAUUUUGUUCUUCCUUAAUGAUGUAUUGGAUUAUUCCUGCUGCUUUCAUUUGUCUGCCCUCCAUUCAGAUCUUGUGAAAGCAUUAAACUGGAGCUUGUCCUACAAAUUGCUAGAAUGCUGUUCAAU